This is a messenger RNA of Camelina sativa (false flax), 646 nucleotides long. NCBI's taxonomy places the organism in Eukaryota, Viridiplantae, Streptophyta, Magnoliopsida, Brassicales, Brassicaceae. The record is from RefSeq and is a predicted model, not a curated record.
UCAAUCAUUUGUUAAAACUUAUAUAUAUAUAUAUCUCAUACUACUGAAACCACCCAAAAUAAAAAGACGCCGAGAUUUCUCCUCUGCUUUUUAUAAGAUUUGAUGGCGGGUGAUAAUCCUUGGUUCCAAAAUCCAAUCCAGAACUAUAACUUUGGGAGCAGCUCAUCUCAUGAUCGUCAUGGCUUAGUGGUGGAGGAUCAACAGCAAGAAGAAAACAUGAUGAUGAUAAAAGAACAAGACAGGCUACUUCCGAUAGCAAACGUUGGAAGGAUCAUGAAGAACAUUCUCCCACCAAACGCAAAGAUUUCUAAAGAAGCCAAAGAGACUAUGCAAGAAUGUGUCUCCGAGUUCAUAAGCUUCGUCACCGGGGAAGCAUCUGAUAAAUGCCACAAGGAGAAGAGAAAGACCGUCAAUGGAGACGAUAUCUGUUGGGCCAUGGCAAAUCUAGGGUUUGAUGAUUACGCCGGGCAGCUUAAGAAGUAUUUACAUCGUUACCGAGUUGUUGAAGGUGAGAAAGCUAAUCAUCACGGCAAAGGAGGUCCUAAUAAAUCCUCGCCAGAUAAUUAAUUGAUAUGUCUCUUUAGCUUCUUUGAUUGAUUGGUUUUCUAAUUUCCCCGUUUUUAUGUGUCAUCUUCGUUUAACUCGA